UAGCAAAUUUUCAUUUUUAUUUAUCUUCUUCUUAGAUUCUCUCAACUCAACUCCUUUUAUUUCUCUCUCACAAUUUUUUUCUCUUCUUUCUUUCAUUUCAAUUUCAACUCUCUCUCUCUGAAUCACCAUUUUCAUUUACAACGAAAACAAAACCAACACUUUCAGUUUCAAUUGAUCAUCCAUCAACGAAAAUGACCUCAAAACGCUACUGAUUCGUUCUAAUUACUUUCAGUAGAAGUGAAUAAGAGCGUUUGUAGAAUCAAUUAUUUUAAUUUUCUGUUUAUUUUUUUUUUGGUGUGAUUCGAGAUGCCUGAAGAAGAAUUGGUAGAGCUGAAGUUCCGUUUAUACGAUGGAUCGGAUAUUGGACCGUUUCGAUACUCACCAACUUCAACUGUUUCUAUGCUCAAGGAAAGGAUUUUCUCUGAAUGGCCAAAAGACAAGAAAAUUAUACCGAAGGCAGCUAUUGACAUAAAACUCAUAAAUGCUGGCAAAAUUUUGGAGAACAACAAGACGGUUGGCCAGUGUAAAGUACCUUUUGGCGAGCUUAAGGGUGUUAUCACCAUGCAUGUUGUCGUUCAGCCAUCUUUGGCAAAAUCAAAAACAGAGAAAAAACUAGAUGACACACCCAGAAAACAUUUUUGUGGGUGUUCAAUUUUGUGAAAAGCCAUUGUCAUGGAAGUUAAGCUGCUGAUCUGAUGUUAUGGAAAUGUGUAGCUGGGAAGACAAUUAUCUGUAGGAUAGUCCCAUCCCCCCCAGUUGAAUGUUGAUGGAGAGCAUUCUUGCUCAGCAGUGCUUGUCAGUGAUGAUUUUCUCAUGUUUUAUAAAAUUGGUGUUUAAUGUAUGUUAGUACAUGCGGUCUAUAUCACAACAUCAAAUAUAUUUUAUAGAAAGAAAGGUUCGGUUACUAUUUCUAAGGAUUUUCAACAAUAUUUCCCAUUGGAAUGAUCAUAUUAUAUACCAGUUUCUUGUGCAUUGGUGACAACAAAAAUACUUUUCAAGCUGUUGGUGUUAAUUUUACAUAUGUACCCUCACAAUUAUUGAUAUUAUAUGAGAAAAAUUAAUUUAUGUUUUUCAAUGGUAAA
Molecule: messenger RNA, 1082 nt
Organism: Trifolium pratense (red clover)
Lineage: Eukaryota; Viridiplantae; Streptophyta; Magnoliopsida; Fabales; Fabaceae
Product: membrane-anchored ubiquitin-fold protein 4
Exons: 3
Coding region: 307-660 (117 amino acids)
Molecular function (GO): protein binding
Source: RefSeq, a predicted model, not a curated record